CUCCCCAGGUGGCGAUGACCCCCAAGCCGGCCGGACCCCCGGACGGGGGCUGGGGCUGGGUAGUGGCGGCCGCAGCCUUCCUGGUGAAUGGGCUCUCCUACGGGCUGUUGCGCUCUCUGGGCCUUGUCCUCCCUGACCUCGCGGAGCACUUUGACCGAAAUGCUCAGGACACUGCGUGGGUCAGCGCCCUGGCCCUGGCCGUGCAGCAGGCAGCCAGCCCUGUGGGCAGCGCCCUGAGCACCCGCUGGGGGGCGCGCCCGGUGGUGAUGGUUGGGGGCGUCCUCACCUCCAUCGGCUUCAUCUUCUCGGCUUUCGCCGGCAGUCUUCUGCACCUGUACCUUGGCCUGGGCCUCCUUGCUGGCUCCGGCUGGGCGCUCGUGUUCGCCCCCGCCCUCGGUACCCUCUCCCGUUACUUCUCCCGCCGUCGAGUCUUGGCCGUGGGGCUGGCACUAACGGGCAACGGGGCCUCCUCGCUGCUCCUGGCGCCCACCUUGCAGCUCCUCCUUGAUACUUACGGCUGGCGGGGCGCCCUGCUUCUUCUUGGCGCCAUCACCCUCCACCUCACCCCCUGUGGCGCCCUGUUGCGCCCCCUGGCGCUGCUUGGCGAUCCCCCGGCCCCACCACGCGGGCCCUUGGCUGCCCUUGGCCUGGGUCUGUUCACGCGCAGGGCCUUCUUAGUGUUUGCUCUGGGCACGGCCCUGGUGGGGGGCGGGUACUUCGUCCCUUACGUGCACUUGGCGCCUCACGCUUUAGACCGGGGCUUGGAGGGGUACGGAGCAGCACUGGUGGUGGCGGUGGCUGCAGUGGGGGAUGCCGGAGCUCGGCUGGUCUGCGGGUGGCUGGCAGACCAGGGCUGGGUGCCCCUCCCGCGGCUGCUGGCGGUCUUCGGGGCUCUGACCGGGGUGGGGCUGCUGGCGGUGGGACUGGUGCCCGCCAUGGGAAGCCCUGCGGGCUGGGGGGGCCCCCUGUUGGCCGCGGCUGGGGCCUACGGAUUGAGCGCUGGAAGUUAUGCCCCGCUGGUUUUCGGUGUGCUCCCUGGGCUAGUGGGCAUCGGAGGUGUCGUACAGGCCACCGGGUUGGUGAUGAUGCUGAUGAGCCUCGGGGGGCUUCUAGGACCUCCCCUGUCAGGCUUUCUGCGGGAUGAGACAGGGGACUUCACGGCCUCCUUCCUCGUGUGCAGCUCUUUCAUCCUUUCUGGCAGCUUCGUCUAUAUGGGCCUGCCCAGGGCGCUGCCCUCCUGCCGACCUGCCUCUCGUCCAGUCACCCCUCCCCCUGAGAGAGGGGAGCUGCUUCCUGUUCCUCAGGUUGCCCUUGUCACCCCGGGGGGCCCUCAGCCUACUCAGGACACCACUUGUUGACCCUUUUCUUGUUGGAGCCCCUCCUCCAAUAAAG
Messenger RNA from Condylura cristata (star-nosed mole), 1392 nucleotides. RefSeq names its product solute carrier family 16, member 11 (gene SLC16A11). The record is from RefSeq and is a predicted model, not a curated record. NCBI's taxonomy places the organism in Eukaryota, Metazoa, Chordata, Mammalia, Eulipotyphla, Talpidae. Bases 15 to 1358 code for a protein of 447 amino acids. The transcript is spliced from 4 exons. Gene Ontology annotation, biological process: transmembrane transport; monocarboxylic acid transport. Gene Ontology annotation, molecular function: monocarboxylic acid transmembrane transporter activity.